This is a messenger RNA of Phragmites australis (common reed), 1953 nucleotides long. Its product is annotated as cytochrome P450 CYP72A616-like. The record is from RefSeq and is a predicted model, not a curated record. The coding region runs from base 13 to 1671 and encodes 552 amino acids. NCBI's taxonomy places the organism in Eukaryota, Viridiplantae, Streptophyta, Magnoliopsida, Poales, Poaceae. The transcript is spliced from 5 exons. Gene Ontology annotation, molecular function: iron ion binding; heme binding; oxidoreductase activity, acting on paired donors, with incorporation or reduction of molecular oxygen.
CAUCGUCUCACCAUGUUAUCAAUCCAUCUUGCCACUUCUUUCCUCCCACACAACAGCACGGAGCCAGAUAACCGACAGGCGACGACAGCGAUGGCGAUUCUUGGUGCAUCACCGGCAGCACCACCGUGGAGCUUGCUCUGCGCGCUCGGGGCCCUGGUAUUUCUGUGGUGGGCCUGGCGGGCUCUGGAGCGAACCUGGUUCAUCCCACGGAGGCUGGGCCGCGCCCUGAGGGCACAGGGCCUCCGCGGCACGGCGUACCGCUUCCCUGCCGGCGACAUGAAGGAGUUCAUCCGGCUCGGCGCCGAGGCAUGCUCCGAGCCCAUGCCGUUGCAGUCGCACGCCAUCACACCCCGAGCGGUUCCCUUCGAUCACAGCGUCAUAAAGCAGCAUGGUAAUGUCGCUGUGACUUGGUUCGGGCCGGAGCCGAGAGUGAUCGUGAACGACCCUAAACUGCUGCGAGAGAUCCUGGCGAACAAGCACGGCCAGUUUGGGAAGCAGAGGUCCACUGCUUGGAUUGAGAGGCUGUUGGCGAACGGGCUGACGACACACCAAGGCGAGAAGUGGGUCACACACCGGAGGAUAAUCAACCAUGCCUUCCAUCUCGAGAAAUUGAAGAGGAUGUUGCCGGCUUUUGCUGCCUGUUCCAGUGAACUGAUAGGCAGAUGGGAGGAUUCUUUGGGGUCUGAUGGUGUCCAAGAGAUAGAUGUCUGGCCAGAGUUCCAAAAUCUCACAGGCGACGUCAUCUCCCGCGCGGCAUUCGGAAGCUGCUUCAGUGAAGGGAGAAGGAUCUUCCAGUUGCAAUCGGAGCAGGCACAGAAUGCUGUAAAGAUGGCAAACACAAUGCAUAUCCCAGGUUGCAGCUUCCUACCAACAAAGCUAAAUAGAAGGAUGAAGACAAAUCGGCAUGAGGUGGAAGCACUUCUGAAAGGCAUAAUCACAAAGAGGGAGAAGGCAAUGAAGGAGGGCCUUACCAAUAACGACGAUCUACUAGGAUUGUUACUCGAGUCAAACAUCAAAGAAAGCCAAGAAAGCGGGAGCGCCAAGCCAACAAUGACCACAGAAGACAUUAUUGGGGAGCUCAAGUUGUUCUACUUCGCCGGAAUGGAGACAACCGCGGUGCUGCUCACAUGGACAAUGGUUGUGCUAAGCAUGCAUCCAGAGUGGCAGGACCGUGCAAGGGAGGAGGUUCUUCGCGUCUUUGGGAAGAACCAGCCAGACUCCGAUGGCAUAAAUCAGCUCAAAGUUGUGACAAUGAUAUUAAAUGAGGUUCUCAGGUUGUACCCACCUAUCCUACAACUUGGUCGGGAAACGUAUCAAGAGACAGAGCUUGGAGGUGUCAGGUAUCCACCUGGUGUCACAUUCGCGUUGUCAACUGUGUGCAUUCACCAUGAUCCCGAUGUCUGGGGAGAAGAUGUUGAUGAGUUCAAGCCAGAGAGGUUCAUGGAGGGCGUCUCCAAGGCGUCCAAGGACGCUCCGGCAUUCUUUCCUUUCGGUUGGGGCCCGCGGAUAUGUGUCGGCCAGAACUUCACAUUGCUCGAAGCCAAGAUGGGCUUGACCAUGAUCCUGCAGAACUUCUUGUUUGAGCUCUCACCGUCUUACACGCAUGCACCUUGCCCAGUCUCCACUCUGCAGCCACAGUAUGGGGCACAUAUUAAGCUCAAGAAACUCUAGUACUUUUUACUAGAAUCACAGGUGAAUCAUGGACAUAGGGAUUAGGGGGUGAUACUAGAAUAUGUCAUGUAAUUUGCUUAUGAACUUAUUAUUGUAACUAAAUAAGUACUUGUGAUCAACUACCAAAUAGCAUUGGUAGUGGUCGCUACCACACUCUAGCAGUAAUGGGUCCAAAUGCUACUGAGAAUCUGAGAUGGCAUGGCGCUUUAAAAUUAAACAGCGAUCGGGAAUAUGUGGAUUGGUUUUGUUGCAAGUUGUAUUUGAAUUUCAUUAGAAUAUAUA